AAAAAGGUCUGAAAAGUUUAAUUCAAUCUUAAUGAAAAAUACAACAUUAGCAGGGGUAGUCUCUUUGCAUAUAUAGAAGAUACAUGCUGCCACUUAUAGUUUUUCCAGUUUAGUGUUAGAAGUUAGAGAGAGUACGCAAACUUGGUUUUUUUUGGUUAGUCAUUGUUUAUUCAUUUAUUUCUUUUUCUGGUGAAACAUUAGAUUCCAUCAGCAAUGACCGUUUUCUGAAUUCACACCAUUAUGCAUGUAUAUAUUAUAUAAGUUAUAUAAAUAUAUGAUUACUGCGAGAUGUCUCAAUGUUGUUGGCCUUCAAAGUUUUGAUCAUAUCAGGUUAUUAUUAAUUAUUGAUAUGGUGAAAUUUAAAAUGCGAUUAUUGAGUCAUGUUAAUUGAACCACAACUGCAUUUACAGAGUAGGAAUUCCUUGUUGACCAAUUCACUCGAUACAAACUUUUCAUUUUCUACAAUCUUGUAAGUUAGUCAGUGUUUGAUAUAAUAUUAUUUUUUUAAGCUGAGAAAGCAGUUCUUUAUUACUCAAUUGAAUUAUUUACUUAAGGUAAAGCCAAUGAAUUUCAUAACUAAAUAAACAAGAUUUCAAAAAGUACCUUCAUAGUCCAAAAGUACCGAGUAGAUAAAAACAAAAAUGGUUAGAUAAUUAGUGUCUUAACAAUAAUGGCAGAGAGUGCAGUGUCUUUUCUUCUCAACAAGCUUGCAAGUCUUGUCGAGAAUGAGGUGCAAUUGGUUAAAGGGGGUUGGGAAGAAAUUCUUUUUCUAAGAUGGGAACUAGAGAGAAUGAGGGCCUUUUUGAGGGAUGCAGAUGCAUUGGAAGAGAGUGAUGAGGAGCUCAAAAUCUGGGUCAAACAAGUGAGGGAUGUUGCUCAUGAUGCAGAAGAUGCCGUCGAUGAAUUCACUCUUCUCAGAGACCUUGAUCACGGGGAAGGCUUCUAUGGUUCUAUUAAUAAGCUUUGUCACAGUGUGAAGAAUGUCAAAGCUAGUUAUCGAAUUGAUUUUGAGUUGAAACGUAUCAACUCUCGCAUCAGAAGCAUCUUUGCUGCUCGUAAAAGACUUGAUCACAAGUUAGAUAUUGCCAUGAAGGGUUCAAGCUUAUUUCACUCAUCAGGUAAUGCAUGGCAUGAUCAACGUGACGAUGCUCUUCUUUUGGACAAUACUGAUCUUGUGGGAGUAGAUGAACCUAAGAAGAAACUAAUCAGGUGGCUGGUUGAUGGUGGUUCCGUACGUAAGGUGAUCUCGGUCACUGGAAUGGGAGGGAUGGGGAAGACGGCCUUGGUGAAAAAGGUUUUUGAUGAUUUGGAAGUGAAGACAUAUUUCAAGACUCGAGUUUGGAUUACAGUUUCUCAAUCAUACAGUCAAGAGGAACUCCUUAAAGAAUUCAUUCUAAGUCUCAAUUUCGCGAUGAGCAGAUCAUUUGAAAAAGGUGUGGACAACAUGAGCAUUGAUGAGAUGAAAGUGCUUAUCAAGAAGUAUUUGCAGAAAAGGAGGUACCUUGUUGUUCUUGAUGAUAUAUGGCACUUGCAUGAGUGGGAAGCUGUAAAAUAUGCUUUGCCUAACAAUAACAGCGGUAGUAAAGUAAUGCUCACAACACGUAAAGCUGAUGUAGCCUCUACAGCAGCUUGCACGCACUAUAGAGGAGAGGUCUAUAACUUAAUGCCUUUGGCCCGUAAUGAGUCAUGGGAUCUUUUCUGUGUAAAGGCUUUCCAAGAGAACUCAUGCCCUCCUUAUUUAUUCGAAAUCUGUGACUCUAUACUAAGGAAGUGUGAGGGCCUGCCUCUUGCAAUUGUAGCACUUAGUGGUGUUUUGGCUACAAAAGACAAGCGAAGAAUAGAUGAAUGGGAUGUGAUUCGGCGUAGUCUUGGAGCUGAGCUUCAUGGUAAUGACAAACUUGAGGAUUUGAAAAGAGUACUCUAUCUCAGUUUUAAUGAUUUGCCUUACUAUCUGAAGUCCUGUUUCUUGUACUUGAGCAUAUUUCCUGAGGGUCCAAUUAAGCGUAUGAGAAUUAUUCGCUUAUGGAUAGCUGAAGGAUUUGUGAACGCAAAAGAAGGAUGGACAUUGGAAGAAGUUGCAGAAGACUACCUCAAUGAGCUCUUGAAUAGAAAUCUAUUUCUAGUAGCAACAGAGAAAUCUGAUUGCAGGAUCAAAGCCUAUCGCAUUCAUGGUCUUCUGAGGGAGAUUAUCAUUUUGAAGUCAAGACAUCAGAAUUUUGCAUCCAUAGUUAAAGCACAAAACAGCAUUUGGCCUGACAGAACAAGACGCCUGUCAUUACAUGGAGCAUUGCCUUCUCAUGAGCGACAUAAAAGGUCAGCUUAUCAGCUUCGUUCGUUUUUCAUGUUUGGUGUAGAGCAAUCAUCAUUAAGGACAUAUUUUCCUGUUGGUUUUAAGCUGCUUAGGGUGUUUGAUAUGGAAGGUGCACCUUUGAAGAAAUUUCCAGUGGAAGUUGUGGACCUGUACUAUUUAAGGUAUCUAAGUUUGAGAAAAACUAAGGUGAAAACAAUUCCUAGAAGUAUAGGUAAGCUUAAAAAUUUGGAGACUCUUGAUCUUAAACAUACUAUGGUGACUGAGUUGCCACGUGACAUCUUAAAGCUUAAAAAACUUCGCCAUCUCCUAGUAUAUCAUAAUGACACUAGUGUCCCUUAUGCUCACUUCAAUAUAAAAUUUGGCUUUAAAGAAUUUUCUGGUAUAGGAGCAUUAACAUCACUACAACAAGUCUGUUUCCUUGAAGCAAAUGAAGCCUGCAGCAUGAUAAGUGAACUGAGGAACCUGAACCAGCUUAGAAGGUUAGGAAUUAUGAAACUUAGGAAGCAAGAUGGACCGGCUUUGUGCUCUUCGAUUGAAAGGUUGAUCAACCUUCGAGUACUGUCCAUAAAAUCAACUGCAGAAGAUGAGGAGAUUGAUCUUCAGCAACUUUCAUCCCCUCCUCGCUUCCUAGAAAGAUUGUACUUAACAGGACGUUUGGUAGAGUUGCCUCAUUGGAUACCAUCUCUACGUAGCUUGGGGAGGUUGUUUCUGAAAUGGAGCACAUUAAAGGGUGAUCCACUCGUGUAUCUCCAAGAUUUACCGAUUCUUGUUCAUUUAGAAUUGCUUCAAGCUUUUGAUGGAAACACAUUGCAUUUCAGAGCUGGAAAGUUUAAAAAGCUUAAGUUUUUAGGCCUAGACAAGUUUGACAAACUGGAAAGCGUUGAAGUUGGGAAGGGAGCUAUGCCUUGCCUUGAGAAGCUAAUCAUUCAGCGAUGCAAUUCGUUGUUUAAGGUUCCAUCAGGAGUUGAACACCUUACUGAGCUUAAAGGGAUUGAGUUCUUUGAUAUGCCAAAUGAGUUAAUCAUGAAGCUAUCCCCAGAUGGUAAGGGAGAAGACUAUUGGAAAGUUGCUCAUGUCCCAGAAGUUUGCUCUACCUAUUGGAGAGAUGGUGGUUGGGAUGUUUAUUCAAUUGAAAGUUUCAGAGAAAGAGAGAAGACUCCACCAGCUGGCACAGUUGUGAGGAGCCAUCGAUGCAGGACUCUAUGGAAGGUUUAGUACUAAUUAUUACAUUACUAAACAUGACUGUAAUUUCUGUUAUGAAAAAGAAGAAAUCACCUGUAAUUAAUUGUUAGGCAGACACUCAUUGUACAUGACCCAACUGAGAAUAAGGUGUACUUUUAAUUCACCAUAUUCUAUUGUUGUACAUGAAAAUGAUAUUGAAUGCUUAUUGUACUAAAGUCAUAUUAAGUGGCACCGAGGUGUUGUUCAUAUUA
This is a messenger RNA of Humulus lupulus (European hop), 3744 nucleotides long. RefSeq names its product disease resistance protein RPM1-like. Gene Ontology annotation, molecular function: ADP binding. The record is from RefSeq and is a predicted model, not a curated record. Lineage: Eukaryota; Viridiplantae; Streptophyta; Magnoliopsida; Rosales; Cannabaceae. Gene Ontology annotation, biological process: defense response to other organism. The coding region runs from base 671 to 3526 and encodes 951 amino acids. The transcript is spliced from 2 exons.